AUGGCUAGCAAUUUUGACGACGUGACUCAGAAUCAGCAUUUUAGAAGUCAUUUAGAGUACCCCGUCUCUAUCAUUGAGCGCUACACGGUACUGCUCAAAGAUGGGGAGACAACGGCGACGAUCUACCCUCUAUAUUCACCAAACGAGUUACCUCCAGGCCUACUUCAGUUUUUAUGUGAUGAGUUUAACAUGGAAAUUGAAAGAGGUGACACCUUUCCAUUUUUCGAAACUUUACAUUUGGAAACUUUUCAGCAUUAUUGGUUUGGCUCUUUUGCCGCAGUUAUGGUGCUUGGAGACUCUCCAACAUUGGACGACGAAAGGCAGUGGGAAAAGGAAUGUCUGGGAACUUUUUAUAUCAAAGCCAACUAUCCAGGUAGGUGCUCUCAUAUUUGUACCGCUGGCUUUUUAGUCAAUGCUGGUAUCAGAGGCAAGUCUAUUGGAAGAACUCUUGCAGAAUGUUUCUUGGAGUGGGCUCCAAGACUAGGGUACACCUAUGCAAUUUUUAACUUGAUCUUUGAAACAAAUGUAUCCAUCAAAAGAAUACUGGAAAGUCUUGGGUUCAAGAAAAUUGGAAAGAUCAAAGCCGCCGGUAUACUAAAAGGUCACGACUCAGCAGUGGAUGCUUUGAUACUAGGAAAAGAACUAGUCGAAAUACCUGAUCCCAAUAUUGGAUCGUAUCGUUUUGAUAAGAUUAAGUACUAUCUGGAAACUGGAAGAUAUCCUCCCUCUGCAGAUCGACAAGAAAAAUCAAGACUGAGAUCGUCUGCGUCUCAUUAUCGACUUAUCAACGGAAAGUUAAUGCUAAAAGGUAAAGAAGUGGUGUCUGACCCCCACAGGCAAUUACAGAUAUGUCAAGAAAUGCACAUGCUUAGUCAUGGCGGUAUCAACAAAACCACAUCUUUGAUCACGGAUAAAUAUCAUUGGUCAAGAAUCAAGGAUACCGUUGCAACUGCAAUUAGAAAUUGUUCACAGUGCAGAGACCAGUCUAAGAUACCAAAAAGGACAUUUUUACCAAACAAGUACCCUAUUUCGGUACCAAAAAUCAACGCAACAUCAAUUUCAUCUACUUUGGACAACUCGAGACAUGUUAGCAAACAAAACACGUCCGAAUCAUCUCAAUCAUCAAUGCAACAUCCUCGCUCUACAAAAUUGGAAAUUGAUGAUCAGCUUCAUCAACUACCAUCACAUAUAAGCAGAGACAACGUCGAUACAUCUCUACUAUCAGGCGCUCUUUCGGGAUUUGAUGACGCCAGUAAUAUCAUGGCAGCGGUCGAACUGGCUCAAAGACAACAACAUCAGCAACAGCAAGAGCAGGAUCAGCAGCGGAAUCUUCCCCCACAUCAAAAACGUCAUGGCAAACAUGAGCAACCAGCUGAAGAACAAUCAGAACCGCAGAACUCACACGGUAAAAGCCGACAGCAAAAUCAAGCGAACCAAGACUCAGGAUAUUAUCAUCAGUACACCAGGGAUACUCAAGACCCAAGUGACUUGCCGGUGGAUUCACAGGUAUCUAAUGCGUUCGAUGGACAAGUUAACCCAGGAGAAGAAAUAAACAUUGCUAGAGCAUUAAUGCAAGCCACCGAGACAAGCGUCCAAACGGACUACAUGACUUUACGACACUCCGAUGAAGAGAAUGAUUCUUCAUAA
This is a messenger RNA of Komagataella phaffii GS115, 1647 nucleotides long. RefSeq lists its product as uncharacterized. Gene Ontology annotation, molecular function: acyltransferase activity, transferring groups other than amino-acyl groups. The transcript has a single exon. NCBI's taxonomy places the organism in Eukaryota, Fungi, Ascomycota, Pichiomycetes, Pichiales, Pichiaceae. The record is from RefSeq and is a predicted model, not a curated record. Bases 1 to 1647 code for a protein of 548 amino acids.